Nicotiana tabacum (common tobacco) is the source of this 1483-nucleotide messenger RNA. RefSeq names its product phospho-2-dehydro-3-deoxyheptonate aldolase 2, chloroplastic. The record is from RefSeq and is a predicted model, not a curated record. Gene Ontology annotation, biological process: aromatic amino acid biosynthetic process. Gene Ontology annotation, molecular function: 3-deoxy-7-phosphoheptulonate synthase activity. Lineage: Eukaryota; Viridiplantae; Streptophyta; Magnoliopsida; Solanales; Solanaceae.
UUCAGAUCUCCUCCUCCCAUAGAUCCUCUUUUUCUCUAUUUACAGAUACAGAAAAAGUUGUCAUCUUUUUUUAUAAAGAGAAAAAGAGGAAUCAAGAAUUCAGAAAAUGGCUUUAUCAAACACCUUAUCAUUGUCAUCAUCAAAAUCCCUUGUUCAAUCUCACCUUCUCCACAAUCCCUCCUUACCCCAGCCUCGUAUUCCCGUUUUUCACAACCCCCAACAUGGGCGGCGCCACCCCAUCUCCGCCGUACACGCGGCGGAGCCCGCCAAAACAGCAACUGCUUCACAGCCGUUGAAAAAAACCCAAUGGAGUCUUGAUUCUUGGAAAAGCAAAAAGGCUUUGCAAUUACCUGAAUACCCAGAUGAAAAAGAACUUGAAUCUGUGCUUGAAACUCUUGAAUCUAAUCCUCCACUUGUGUUUGCUGGUGAAGCUAGGAAUUUAGAAGAGAGACUUGGUGAAGCUGCUUUAGGAAAAGCUUUUUUAUUACAAGGUGGUGAUUGUGCUGAGAGUUUUAAGGAAUUUAAUGCUAAUAAUAUUCGUGAUACUUUUAGGAUUCUUCUUCAGAUGAGUGUUGUUCUUAUGUUUGGUGGUCAAGUUCCUGUGAUUAAGGUUGGAAGAAUGGCGGGUCAGUUUGCGAAACCAAGAUCAGAUCCGUUUGAGGAGAUUGAUGGAGUGAAGCUGCCAAGUUACAAGGGUGAUAACAUUAAUGGCGAUACAUUUGAUGAGAAGUCAAGAAUUCCAGACCCUCAUAGGCUUAUUAGGGCUUACAUGCAAUCUGCUGCGACUCUUAACCUUCUUAGGGCUUUUGCUACUGGAGGUUAUGCUGCAAUGCAGAGGGUCACCGAAUGGAAUCUUGAUUUUGUGGAGAACAGUGAGCAAGGAGAUAGGUAUCAAGAACUAGCUCACAGAGUCGAUGAAGCCUUGGGAUUCAUGGCUGCUGCUGGACUCACAGUAGACCACCCUAUCAUGGCAACAACUGAUUUUUGGACAUCUCACGAGUGCUUGCUUCUUCCUUAUGAACAAGCACUUACAAGGGAGGAUUCAACUUCUGGUCUUUUCUAUGAUUGUUCCGCUCACAUGAUUUGGGUUGGGGAACGAACCAGGCAACUUGACGGUGCUCAUGUUGAGUUCUUGAGAGGAGUAGCAAACCCACUUGGCAUAAAGGUGAGCCAAAAGAUGGAUCCAAAUGAGCUCGUUAAACUCAUUGACAUCCUGAACCCAACCAAUAAGCCCGGAAGAAUUACUGUAAUUGUGAGAAUGGGUGCUGAGAAUAUGAGAGUGAAGCUUUGCCACUUGAUCAGGGCAGUUCGAGGAGCUGGACAGAUUGUUACCUGGGUUUGUGACCCGAUGCACGGCAACACCAUAAAGGCACCAUGCGGACUCAAAACCCGUGCUUUCGAUUCAAUCCUGGCUGAGGUCCGAGCUUUCUUCGAUGUGCAUGAGCAAGAAGGGAGCCACCCUGGUGGUAUCCAUCUAGAAAUG